UGAACCUUCAAUCCCGCAUUUCCCGGUCUUUUUUGAGGGGUAAACGAGAACCGAAAAAUGUCCUCGGCUUCAACAACAAAGAAGUCUAGUAAAAGGGAUGAGUAUACUUCCCAUGCUUGCACCGAAUGCCAGCGACGCAAGGUCAAAUGUUCUGGACAAUCGCCAUGCCACAACUGCCUUGGUAGAGGUGCUGAUUGUAGCUAUCAUAGUCCAUCCAAUGGAUCUGGUAAAAGGAAGCGGAAACAAUCUUCUUCCAAUGGCAAUAAAAAACGUGCUGUUCCCCCUUCUGAUGUUUCCGUCUCUGCAUCGGACGAGACUGCACUGCUCAAGGAGCAACUUCAACGAUUGCAACAAGGAUUGGAUACCUUGAUGAUGCAGCAAUCACUUAGUUUCGACUUUCUCAGUUCCCAUACAACUCCCCCACUGCCGCACCCGACAAAUAACUCGGUAGCUUCACCAGAUGAACGGCCUCUCACAUUCAGUCAGACCACCGAGGCAUUUGGACCACAGGAUGUAACACAUAAUCUUGAAGAAGAAUCACCGACCUCUUGUCAAGAUGGCCGUCACCCUUCUGAGCUCACCUAUGCCGAGUCAGACACAUUUGUCCCCGGAAGCAAAUGGCUAAACCGUUUUGCUGUUGCUUCCCAGAUUUGCGAUCUACGCUCCAGUGUCGGAGCAGGUCCUAUCCUGCCAGAAACAACUAGCUCAAAGAGCUGCGCUGUAGUCCUCCCUUGUCCCAAGGACCUGACACAGGCAAUAAAGAUUGGCCUAGCUGGGAUCGACUGCUUCUUUCCUUCCGUCCACGGGACGAGGCUGGUUGAAGCAAUUUCAGGGACCCUGAAGGCGCUGAGCUACUCUUCUACUGCCCAAUCUAUCGUUGUAACCGAGCCGCAUUACUUGGUCAUAGCUAUUCUUCUUAUCAUCAUUGCAGCUGGACAGAAUCUGGACGACAAAAGUAGCUCCGAUUUGUAUCGGGAGAAGGCAUGGCCAGGCUCAGAAGCUUAUUGGCAGAGUAGGAAGCUUGUGCAGUACUUUGAAGGGGGAAGUGAGCUUCAGACCAAUUGUGUCAUCUAUCAUACCAUCUCCGCGGCGUAUUUGUUGGCAGCAGAGAGAUUGCGUCUGGCCUCGAUCCACGUACUCAAUGGACUUCAUUCUGCUGUCAGUUUGGGACUAGGCCAAAGUCACGGAUUUCCUACAUCUUCAGAGGAUUUCGUCGAUCCCCUGGCCCUUUGGGUUACACUCGACUUCCUGGACAAGCGCAUCAGUCAGAAAUGUGGCAUUCCAUACUUUGUUGGAAACAGUCUUGGACAUGUGGAUAUUGAACACGAAACCAGUGCUCAUAUUGACAUGAAGAGCAAGGCAUAUCUCAAGACUAUGUUCAGCCAUGCCAGACUCUGGGCAUCUAUAUGGGACGGAUUUCUAGCUCCGAACGCUCCAAUGGCGAGCGACUGGGUAGAAAUUCAAGCAUUUGAUGCCAAGCUCCUGGCUCUUAAGGAACAGUACUCCGAUAAUCUAUCAUGGAACGGAGAGUCAGUUGAUAACACGAUUUUUAAAUCUUCUUCUGAGCCGGAAGAUCGACGGCGUCUUCUUGUAUUCCUGAGAUAUCAAUCUCUCAGACUGAGCAUCCGGCAUAGGACGCUGAGUCCCCCAGAGACAAAUGCUCGAAGGGUAGAAUCCUGUCUAAGGAUUUCCAUUGAGUCCUUAGAUGCAACCGGCCAUUAUCUGAACAACUGGGGCGCAAACCCAAAUACAGGCUAUAUACUAACUUCCUCUCUGGUCGAGUCCAUAUAUUACUUAACGCUUGGACACCGGGAGGGAAUUGCUGUGCUUGACGUUGAAGCCAUUUCAGUCGCACUGCAUCGAGCCGGCAGCAUGCUGGAAUCUCUGUCCACCACAAUCAUGUCGGCAGCCAGAGCCUUCAAAGCCCUGCAGUGCGUGCUCAACUUCAAUUUCCAUGAGUCACGCCCGGAUUACGACCUCAUAUUCCCAUUGACGGGCUUGUCAGAGUCGGAUAUGAGCUUUGGCAUUCCGGUUGAUCAAGUCGAAUAUUCCUCAAGUACAGACACGUUUGACUUCUCUAAGAGCUUUGACGCAAUGGUUUCAAACCCGAUAGCAGAAUCUAGCCUUGAGAUCAACUCAGUAUUGGCUGAGAUGUUCACUGAGAUAGAGGCCAGAUAGUCUUCUCUUGGAAUGCUACCUCUGUCGUAACAGUUUAAGCACAAUGCUUGGAGAUGAAAGGGACCAGUUUGCGAUAUGGGUAUUGAUA
Fusarium redolens is the source of this 2266-nucleotide messenger RNA. RefSeq lists its product as uncharacterized. The coding region runs from base 58 to 2178 and encodes 706 amino acids. The record is from RefSeq and is a predicted model, not a curated record. Gene Ontology annotation, molecular function: DNA-binding transcription factor activity, RNA polymerase II-specific; RNA polymerase II cis-regulatory region sequence-specific DNA binding; zinc ion binding. Gene Ontology annotation, cellular component: nucleus. Gene Ontology annotation, biological process: positive regulation of transcription from RNA polymerase II promoter by galactose. The transcript is spliced from 5 exons. NCBI's taxonomy places the organism in Eukaryota, Fungi, Ascomycota, Sordariomycetes, Hypocreales, Nectriaceae.